UCCAUUCGUUUCUAGUUCCCACUUAGUUUCAGUUACUAAUUGCAGCAAGAAAACAGAGUCUCUCGUAACAACACUAUUUAUUCUAUUCUAAUGCAACACCGUCGUUGCACCUUUGCUCCGCCGUUCACCACCGCAACCGCAACCUCCAUUUCUACAUCACCAUGUCUACCACAAACUCCCAUUCAUUGAAUUGGCACUACGCAGAGUUAGACGAGAGAGACCUCGAAUUCAGAGGCAGAACACUCUUCUUCAUAAUCGUUCUCUUCUCCAUCUUCCUUCUCGUCAUCGUUCUCUUCUUCUACACUCGCUGGAUCUGUCGCUACCACUCCCACGUCACUACCACUACACUCUCCGCCUCCAUCCACGCGCCGCCGCCUCCUCCACCUCAGGGACUCGACCCUGCUUCCAUCAAGAAACUUCCGAUUAUUCUUCACCAGACACCGGCAGACCCAGAAAACGGCGCGUGGGAAGACACCGAGUGCUGUAUCUGUCUCGGAGAGUUCAAAGACGGCGAGAAACUGAAGAUUCUACCCAGUUGUGAACAUUAUUUUCAUUGCGACUGUGUCGAUAAGUGGUUAACUCAUCAAUCUAGUUGUCCACUUUGUAGAGGUUCUCUCAAAGUUGAAUCUUCUUUUCCAAAGAUUUUGAUUCAGGAACCGGCCAUUAGAAUUGAUAUCCAAUUCUAGCUACUACUUCUCCAUUUUACUUCUGGCUCUUAAUCUCAUUUUACAAAUAUUAAUAAAAAUUAUGGCUUUUAGUAAUUUA
Lathyrus oleraceus (garden pea) is the source of this 765-nucleotide messenger RNA. Its product is annotated as RING-H2 finger protein ATL66. Bases 162 to 686 code for a protein of 174 amino acids. Gene Ontology annotation, molecular function: transferase activity. The transcript has a single exon. The record is from RefSeq and is a predicted model, not a curated record. Gene Ontology annotation, biological process: protein ubiquitination. Lineage: Eukaryota; Viridiplantae; Streptophyta; Magnoliopsida; Fabales; Fabaceae.